AUGCCCAAGGUAUCAGUUCGAGUCAGGAAGGGUGAUAAAGGAGUGAAUGAUGCAGCCGCGGAAAGGGCGUGGUCUACUCGACCAGAGAAUGAGUGGCCUAUCGCCCGUACAGAUUAUCAGCGCUGGUAUCUCACUCCCAAAUACACGUUAGGAACUGACCCACCUUCAACUUCCGCAGUACUAAACUACAAGGCACUUGGAAGCCUCAAGGAUCCCCAGCUCUUCCAAUUUCGCAGUGCACCUUCCAAGCAGGAAACAGAGAUUACCGGUCAUAUCACGGCACAUUUGAACUUGUCCUUGACUCGGCAGCUUAAUGAUUUGGACGCAUGGGAGCGUCCAGAACUCGAUAUUUUCGUGACUCUACGUCACAUUGGUGUGGAUAGGCAAGAGAUAACUUAUACAGGAGCGGCUGGAGAUCCGGUUGCACUGGCCAAUGGCUGGCUACGACUGAGUCUACGCAAGGUAGAUGAAGAUCACCCAAAGCACCGUCCAUGUCUACCCAGGCGAAACUAUUUGUCAACAGAUGUACUCUCGGUCGAACCGGGCGAGGUAUAUGAAGUGGAUGUAGAAGUUUGGCCAACGAACGUGGUGGUGGAAGAAGGCUGCUCGUUAUUGUUCGAAAUAUCCUCAGGCGAUACUAGAAAUUCGGGUCUCUUCACACACGACAAUCCGGUUGACAGACCCGCAUCUCGGCUAGCUGGACUCAACUACGUCCAUUUUGGUGAUGGGAUCCUUAAUUAUGUUGUUUUGCCAAUCAUGCCACCUGCCAAUGAAUCUAAUCAGGUUGUAGAGCCAUACUAG
Messenger RNA from Exophiala bonariae, 801 nucleotides. RefSeq lists its product as uncharacterized. The transcript has a single exon. The record is from RefSeq and is a predicted model, not a curated record. Bases 1 to 801 code for a protein of 266 amino acids. Gene Ontology annotation, molecular function: dipeptidyl-peptidase activity. Lineage: Eukaryota; Fungi; Ascomycota; Eurotiomycetes; Chaetothyriales; Herpotrichiellaceae.